AAGUAUCAGCUAAAGCAAAGCACAGAGAUAAGAAGUAAAUAUUAUGGAUCACGAACUUCCGAGCACGAAGUUCGAACUGCCCAAGAGUCCGGCGCCAACUCUACACAACGAUGAUAGCGAUGAUGAUGAUGUAGAGUUCGUAGGCACAAUAGCGCCACCUACUGGGGAAUGGAAAUGGCAUCCCAAUCAGAAUUUUGCCACAGCGCCGCCGCUUUUAGUCACUCCCCCACUCUCCCCGCUGGGCAUGGGAGUACAGCAGCCGAACAUGCCGCUGCUGACCGCAAUGCUGGCCCCGAAUAACAGCGCCUACCCCCCACAGGGCUAUAUAGUGCACAUACCCUGCUUCCUGUGCAAACAGCCCUUCAAUGACAUUGACAGGCUCCGGGAGCACCUGAUCAUGCACGCCGCACAGUUAAACUACCACGGGCGUCUAGCAGCCGUGGAUGCACCCAAUGCGUGCCCCCUGCCCCCGCCAGCCGGGAUUGAGGUAAACGGUGGGCACAGCCGGCUGACAAAGGAUAUGACAAUCAACGCUGAUCCACCGGCACAGGGCAAGGAGAGGACAGAAAUGCAUUGCGAUCAUUGCAGCAAAGUCUUCAGAUCGACAAUGUCCCUGCAGGCACAUAUGAAGCAGCACCGCCUGCCCUAUGAAGCCAAUAAUAAAUGGUGGUCCAGAAAGCAAUUGAGAUGCCCCAUCUGCCAGAAGGGCUACAAGCGUGACAGCUUUCUGCUCAAGCACAUGGCCUACAAGCACGUCGAACAGUUGGAACAGUCCCGUCCGGAGUGUCCGCCACGUCCUCUACGUCCGGCACCAGCUCCAGCAGCAGCUCCAGCUGCCGAACGGGAUCAGCCCAAACGUUGCGUUUAUAGCACGAAUUUGUUGAAUGCCGUUGCGGCGGCCAACUACAGCCCGGCCACAGAGUCCGCCGCGAAAUACGUGCCACCCACAGACACAGCCCAACGGCAGCUGGAUCCUUGCCUGAAGCCGCCGCCCAAGCAGAAGUACGCGCUGCGUUCGCCCUACUUUAAUCCAAAUCUCUGGGUGGACUAUGAUGCGUACAUAUAAAGGAAUUGCGCUGCAUCUAUACAAUUGCCUCAUGAGGCUACAUGAUAUUAUUAUAUAUAUUUGAGAUUCUCAUUCCUUAGUUAGUUUUUAAUAUUUAAAUCACAAGUUCGUUUUAAGUCGAAGCUUAUCGCAAGCGAUAGCAUUUCCUACUUGGCAGCUAAGCUGCUAAAAUAUGUAUUUCUUCCCAUUGUUUAGAACAUCUGAACAAUCUGGUAUAUAUAAUGUUAUUUACGUGUCACAUAUGUGUAUAUAUAUUAAUAUAAGAUAAGAAUUCGUCGCUUAUUUCGUGAAGAACCGCAACAUCGACAACCGAAUGCGAAACGCAAAACGAAUACCGAACCGAACUGAAAAUUGCAAAAAUGAUGAGUUGUUUAUUUGCCCAGUUCCACGGACUAUAUAUACAUGUAUACUAUAUACAUAUAUACUAUAUAUAUAUUAUAGAAUGAAUCUGAAUGUGCAACCCGCCGCACCGGGAAUAAGCAAAAUACUGCUGAUAAUGCAAAAAUGGAACUCCGACGAUUCGUUGGCUCUGACUAAAUAAACAAAAAGCUGUUGAUAAAGGGAAACUCGAUCCGGUCGUCGCUCGAUUUGUAAACAACAUCAGCAUAAAAAUGUUAACAACAAUUGCGAUCCAUUCAGUUGGGAUCCGAGCCUGAGCCGGGAAACAUCAGGCUCUCGAUCGAAUAACGUUUUAUUGUGGAAUCGGUGAAUGGAUUGUAAGUACAGUCAAUUCAUAUUUUAUUUAUGUGUAACAAACUAGCAAUACGAUGCAAUAUAUUAUAUGUAUGUUUCACUGUAAAAGAA
This is a messenger RNA of Drosophila montana, 1870 nucleotides long. RefSeq names its product zinc finger protein 384-like. Bases 44 to 1066 code for a protein of 340 amino acids. Gene Ontology annotation, biological process: regulation of DNA-templated transcription. NCBI's taxonomy places the organism in Eukaryota, Metazoa, Arthropoda, Insecta, Diptera, Drosophilidae. The record is from RefSeq and is a predicted model, not a curated record. Gene Ontology annotation, molecular function: RNA polymerase II cis-regulatory region sequence-specific DNA binding; DNA-binding transcription factor activity, RNA polymerase II-specific. The transcript has 3 exons.